AUGGUAUUGUUUGGACUCAGUCUCUCUCAAAUUUUCAAGAUCCUGGAGAUUAUAUUCUGUGCCGUGGCCCUGGUAAUCCCGAUGUUCCGUGGCUCCAUGUCCAAUCCAUACGGGAUCUGGUGUGAGUUCGUGUGGGUGUUUGGACUCAUUCUGGCCAUAGUAAUCCUUGUUAUCGAAACGUUACUUGUUUCUAAAAUGAUCGAGCUGUUAGUGUUAAAACACAGCUGGGAAGAUCUGACCUGCGGACUCACACUUCUAACAUCACUCAUGCUGUUGUCCGCGUCUCUCAUCUACUGCUCCGUCUUUGUGUGUGAAACGUGCAUUGCAGACAUAAUUUGCGCCAUCUUCGCCAUACUUGCGUUUGGAGUGUACACUGUUGAUGCCGUGAUGUCAAAACUGAAGUGUCCACAAGGCUAUCUGUCCAACGGGCGAGGCAUUCUGAGAUUCAGCCAGGCGCUUGUCGCCUGCCUCAUUUUCACUGCAGUGCACAGCUACUUUAAAGGCGUGGAAACCUGGUUCCGUCCAUUCGGUUUAGUCUGGUGUAUUCUGGUCUACGUGGUUUGUUUCAUUCCAAGUGUGCUGAUCAUCGUGUCCCACCUGCAGAAGUGCGUGGAUCUGUUGCGAUGCUGCAAUCCCAAUAAGUUGGAGCUGGUUAUCGAUAUUGUUGCUGUAGUGCUGUACACAACGGCGGCUAUUCUCUGGCCUGUGUUUGGGUAUAGAAAAUAUGUAAGAGGAAAUCAUGACUAUCAAUACUAUAAUUAUCGUUAUCAUGAUGUGAACAUGGUCACAAUCAUGACGUAUGUAAACCUGGGACUCUACGUGGCGGAUCUCAUUUGGACACUGAUUGUACUUUAUAAAAACAGGUAA
Messenger RNA from Xyrauchen texanus (razorback sucker), 867 nucleotides. RefSeq names its product myeloid-associated differentiation marker-like protein 2. The record is from RefSeq and is a predicted model, not a curated record. Lineage: Eukaryota; Metazoa; Chordata; Actinopteri; Cypriniformes; Catostomidae. The coding region runs from base 1 to 867 and encodes 288 amino acids. The transcript has a single exon. Gene Ontology annotation, cellular component: membrane.